UGCAUAAAAGAAAGAUCGAAGAAAGGACUCGCAAGACUUCAUUGACCUGAUCAUCUCGGAAUUGGUCAUAUGAUGAGUGUUUUCUGUCAGACUCUCUUAGCUAUAUAUUGUCUACCAGGAAAUGAAGUUGCACAACUAAAAAUUAGCGGGGGCGAGUUGGUUUGGAGCUUCUUUGUAUACAUAUAUUAAGUUGGGUGGUGUACAGGAAAUGAGACUUCAGAGGUGGGUGUUUUUGCUGAUGAUGUUGCUACUGGUGGCGGCAAUAACAGGAGCAACAGCAAAUCCAGAUGUGAAAGAUGGCUGCCAAGAAAGGUGUGGUGAUGUUAUUGUUCCUUACCCGUUUGGGAUUGGGGAACAAAGAUGUGCCAUGAAUGAAAACUUCUUUCUACAUUGCAAUUCCACUGAUGAUGGUCAUCAUGAACUGUGGUUUGGAGAGAACAUACCUGCUCGCAAUAUAUCAUUGCUGAAUGGCACAGUCACUGUAGGCAUUGAUCCAUCGCUCUAUUGCUAUAACAAGUCAGGGAGGCAAUCGCAGCUUUUCAAUCAGUCCAUCUCACUUGGAUCAGGCCCCUUCACAUUUUCAGACUCUCGAAAUAUGUUCACAGCAGUUGGUUGUGAUACCAUUGCCAUGGUGACCAACAUGGACGCAACAUUCGGGGCUGCUUGUCUCUCUUUAUGCACUAGAAAUGUUACCAUGUCAAAGAAUAAUUCCUGCUCAGGUUCUGGAUGCUGCCAGACCUCGAUUCCAAAGGGUCUCAAGUCUCUGGAUAUUACCAUUCAGAGCUUUAACAACCACACGGAUGUUUUCGAAUUUAACCCCUGUGGCUUUGCAUUCCUUGAGGACAAAGACUCCCUUGACCUGUCGGAUUGGCCACUCUCUCGAACCCCAAAACCUAAUGAUACAUCAAAUGUUGUGAUCGAAUGGGUAGCUCAAACCGAGACAUGCGAAAAGGCUCAGGCCAAUAAGAGUUCAUAUGCUUGUGGCAUCAAUACAAAUUGCAAUUACUCUGAUAAUGGUCAAGGAUAUCGUUGCGCAUGCAAUGAAGGGUUCGAAGGAAACCCAUAUCUUGAAAAAGGAUGCCAAGAUAUCGAUGAGUGCAGGGAUGGCAAGAGAUACCCAUGUCAUGGUAAAUGCCAUAACACCAUUGGGAAUUACGAAUGUAAAUGUCCACUUGGCAUGCAUGGUGAUGGCAAGAGAGGUUGCCUUGGGUUUCGCAUCAUCACAAUUAUUAUUGCAGCUGUUGUUGGAGUUGUUGGAGUGUUGUUACUGGUUAGUGGUAGCUGGUGGCUAUACAAAACCAUGGAGAAAAGGAAGAGCAUCAAACUGAAACAGAAGUUUUUCAGACAGAAUGGUGGUCUACUGUUACAGCAACAUUUAUCCUCAAGUGAUCAAGGUGGUAUUUCCAAAACCAAAGUAUUUAGCUCAGAGGAGUUGGAAACUGCCACAGAUGGUUUCAAUGUGAAUAGGAUACUUGGUCAAGGUGGCCAAGGUACCGUGUACAAAGGGAUGCUAGCAGAUGGAGUAAUUGUUGCGGUCAAAAGGUCCACAAUGGUGGGUGAAGAAAACCUUGAAGGAUUCAUCAACGAGGUCUGUAUUCUUUCACAAAUCAACCAAAGAAAUAUAGUCAGGCUACUUGGUUGCUGUUUGGAGGCAGAAGUUCCUCUUUUAGUUUAUGAAUUUAUUCCUAAUGGAACUCUUUCCGAGUAUCUCCUUCGCCAAAACGAGGAGUUCCCUUUAUCAUGGGAAAUGAGAUUACAGAUUGCUGCUGAAACUGCCGGAGCACUUUGCUAUCUUCACUCAGCAGCUUCCAUUCCAAUUUAUCAUCGAGAUAUAAAGUCCACCAACAUACUCUUAGAUCACAAGUAUCGAGCAAAGAUUGCUGAUUUCGGGACUUCAAGAUCACUCUCCGUUUAUCAAACUCAUUUGACGACUAGUGUGCAAGGCACCUAUGGUUACUUGGACCCAGAAUACUUUUGGUCCAGUCAGUAUACAGAUAAGAGUGAUGUUUAUAGUUUUGGAGUAGUUCUUGCUGAGCUCUUAACUGGACAAAAAGCAAUUCUUACAAACGAGUCACAAGAACGCAAAAACUUGGCUGCACAUUUUGUUCUUUUGAUGGAAGAGAACAGAAUUUUAGAUAUUGUUGAUGCUCAAAUUAAGGAGCACUGCCCCAAGGAGGAUGUCAUCUGUGUAGCUAAUAUUGCAAUGAGAUGCUUGAAUUUGAAUGGAAAAAAGCGACCGACAAUGAAACAAGUCACAUCAGAGUUGGAGAGGAUCAUUCAAUUGUCACAAAAGAAGAACGUUCAACAAAAUAACGAAGAAGCUGAGAGCAUCACGGCUGAAGUAGUCAGUGCGUGGGAUGAUGCUUCUACAUCAAUUACUUGCAGCAGUUUUCAAGUUGAUCAGGCUCUAUCAUCAUCUGACGUCGAACCUUUGGUCCCUUUCAAGACUUGGUGAUCCAUUAAUAAGAAACGUGUCUCGACUCUCAAAUCACAAGAAGAAAUGGAGUGAUCUUGGUGUGCCUAGAAGGGACAUCUUUGAAUGCUUGAGUUUCUGGGUCAUCCACUGAAGGAGAACGGAAACUGGUUUGUUACAGUCCCUCCUCAGAUUGUUGCUAAUGGAAUCAAAGGCUGGGAUUAUUGUCUUGUAGGCUAAUUUAUGGGUAAAAGUCCCAAGCUCUCCUCUGUUUCUGUUAUGGCAAAUACCCUAUGGUGGCCGGAUGGUCCUGUUGAAGUUAAAGUUAUGUUCAUUCUUUUAA
Molecule: messenger RNA, 2756 nt
Organism: Populus trichocarpa (black cottonwood)
Lineage: Eukaryota; Viridiplantae; Streptophyta; Magnoliopsida; Malpighiales; Salicaceae
Product: wall-associated receptor kinase-like 8
Exons: 4
Coding region: 209-2455 (748 amino acids)
Biological process (GO): protein phosphorylation; cell surface receptor signaling pathway
Cellular component (GO): plasma membrane
Molecular function (GO): ATP binding; calcium ion binding; protein serine/threonine kinase activity
Source: RefSeq, a predicted model, not a curated record